AUGGAUAGCAUCAAGAACUCUUCGUCAGUCCAGACCGCCAGUUCGUUCGAGCAACAGAUCGAGGAAGUCGAAGAUGCAGCUACCGAAGCAACAAAGGGCGGCACCAAGGAUGAUGAUUACGACAUGCGUCGUAUGGGAAAGCUCCAGGAGCUGAGACGGCUGGCAUACUUACGAACCAUANNGCGCAACUUCCGUUUCGUAUCCAUUUGGGGUUUCAGUCUUCUGUUGGGCAAUGCUUGGGUGGUCGCUCUGAUCAACGUCACUCUUGCCAACGGCGGUAUGGCCGGCGGAGUGUGGAUGUUUCUCAUCGUGGCUGUGGGAAUGUUCUUCUGCAUGCUCUCAAUGGCCGAAAUGGCAUCGAUGUGGGUCCUACGGGUCAGUGAGUUCGCUCCGCCUAAGUACCAGAAGUUUCUCUCAUACAUGGUUGGAUGGAUGUGUGUCCUGGGAUGGCAGGCGGCUAUGUGCGCCAGUGCCUACACUCCAGCACUCAACAUCCAAGGUCUUAUUGCACUCAACGUCGAAGGCUACACGCUCCCUGGUUGGCAUGCUGCCCUUAUGACCAUUGGCAUCGUCAUCGUCUGCAUUCUCAUCAACACUGUCGCAAUCAAGAAACUACCUCUACUUGAAGGCUUCAUNGUUGCUAUUCUUCUUUUCAGUUUCUUCACUAUCAUCGUCGUUCUCUGGGUCAUGGCUGAGAGAACUCCUGCAAAGAAAGUGUUUACUGAGUUCAGCGACAACAUGGGCUGGGGAAACGUAGGACUGUCUACUCUCAUCGGCAUCUUGUCUCCGUUAACCACUCUGCUUGGAUCCGACUCGGCUUGCCAUCUGUCUGAGGAACUAAAAGACGCAUCAUGGGUCCUUCCGAGAUCCAUGGCUGCUACAGCGAUCGUCAACUACGCUCUGGGCUUUGUUACCGUCAUCACCCUCAUGUUCACUCUGGGUGGUUCGGUGCAGUCUGUUCUUGAUACUAAGUUCGGUCAGGGGUACAUCCAGGUCUUCUACAACGCUGUCCAGUCGAAAGCUGGUGCAUCGGGUCUCACAGCAAUUGUUUGUGUUCUACUAUUCUUCACUGCCAUUAAUCAAGUCACAACGACUUCAAGACAACUCUUUGCCUUCGCUAGAGAUGGUGGUCUGCCGUUCUCUGCAUUCCUCGGUAGAGUGAGUCACAUGGCCAGAUACCUAUUUUCAACCUCCAGACUGACUCUCAUANNGGUUCGACCUGGCAUGGACAUCCCAUUCAACGCAUGCACUGUGACCGUGGUCCUUACUGUUCUCAUCUCACUUAUCGUUAUUGGCUCGAACACAGCUUUCAACGUUAUCACAAGUCUGUCUAGCGUUGGCCUCCUUACCUCGUACAUCAUCUGCAUCGGAUGCAUGGCUAGAAAGCGAAUCAUGAAGGAGGUUCUUCUGCCUAGCCGCUUCAACUUGGGUCGCUGGGGUCUUGCUGUCAAUCUGACAGCCAUCAUCUUCUUGUCUUUCUGUUGGGUCUUGCUCUUCUUCCCUUCCAGACCUCAUCCCAGUGCAGAGAACAUGAACUGGACUAUUCUGAUUUACGGCGUUACCUGGAUUGCCGCCGUCGUCUACUACCAGUUCAAGGGCAAAUACGACUAUGCCGGUCCUGUCGAGGGUAUCAACAAGGACUAUUGA
Aureobasidium musti is the source of this 1647-nucleotide messenger RNA. NCBI's taxonomy places the organism in Eukaryota, Fungi, Ascomycota, Dothideomycetes, Dothideales, Saccotheciaceae. The record is from the annotation of a GenBank genome assembly.